This is a messenger RNA of Trifolium pratense (red clover), 1644 nucleotides long. RefSeq names its product beta-glucuronosyltransferase GlcAT14A-like. The record is from RefSeq and is a predicted model, not a curated record. Gene Ontology annotation, cellular component: membrane. NCBI's taxonomy places the organism in Eukaryota, Viridiplantae, Streptophyta, Magnoliopsida, Fabales, Fabaceae. Gene Ontology annotation, molecular function: glucuronosyltransferase activity. The transcript is spliced from 4 exons. The coding region runs from base 199 to 1398 and encodes 399 amino acids.
GAGCCCUUAUAUUCAAAGAAAAUAACUCACUCAAACAAUAUGUAAAGCACACUAUUCCAAAUUCCACUCACAUUAUUAUAUCUUCACAUCAAAGUAUCAAACAUAGGUGGCAUUGUGGCAAUGGCAUAAUCAUUAACCAUUUUACAAAACAACAUCUUCUUCCUCUACCUCACUCUCUCUCCCACAAUUUUCUCUCAAAUGGGUAUCAAAAUAUUCAUGUUUUCUUUCAUAAUAACCUCAAUAUUAUUCUUUUUUCUCUUUAUACCAACAAGAUUAACCACUCAAAUCUCAACCUUAAAACCUAGUACUAUGAACUACUUCAAUGUCAUAACAACCAACAAAACAUAUCCAAUUACUUUUGCUUACUUAAUCUCAGCAUCAAAAGGAGAUGUUGUAAGACUCAAAAGGUUACUUAAAGUGUUGUACCAUCCAAAUAACUAUUAUUUGAUUCACAUGGAUUAUGAUGCUCCAGAUUCAGAACAUAAAGAUGUGGCAGAAUAUGUUGCUAAUGAUCAUGUUUUUGGUCAAGUUGGGAAUGUUUGGAUUGUUGGAAAGCCUAAUUUGGUAACUUAUAGAGGACCAACUAUGCUUGCAACUACUCUUCAUGCUAUGGCAAUGCUUCUUAGGACAUGUCAUUGGGAUUGGUUUAUUAAUCUUAGUGCUUCUGAUUAUCCUUUGGUCACACAAGAUGAUCUGAUUCAAGUUUUCUCUGAGGUGCCAAGGGAUAUUAAUUUCAUACAACAUAGUAGUCACUUGGGUUGGAAACUGAAUAAGAGAGGGAAGCCAAUGAUCAUAGAUCCUGGACUUUAUAGCCUCAAUAAAUCAGAAAUUUGGUGGAUCAUUAAGCAAAGAAAUUUGCCAACAUCUUUUAAACUAUACACAGGCUCAGCUUGGACAAUAGUAUCAAGAUCAUUCACUGAGUAUUGCAUAAUGGGAUGGGAAAAUCUACCAAGAACUCUACUCCUCUAUUACACAAACUUUGUCUCAUCACCAGAAGGAUAUUUCCAAACAGUAAUAUGCAACUCACAAGGCUACAAAAACACCACUGCCAACCAUGAUCUUCACUACAUUACUUGGGACAAUCCUCCAAAACAACAUCCUAGGUCUCUAGGACUUAAAGAUUAUAGGAAAAUGGUUUUGAGUAGCCGUCCGUUCGCGAGAAAAUUCAAGAGAAAUGAUAUUGUUCUUGAUAAAAUUGAUAGAGAUCUUUUGAAGAGGUAUAAGGGAGGAUUUUCUUUUGGUGGAUGGUGUUCUAAGGGCGGAAAGAACAAAUCAUGUUCGGGUUUGAGAGCCGAGAAUUAUGGUUUGCUUAAACCUGGUCCUGGUUCAAGAAGGCUAAAAAAUUUGUUAAAGAAAAUUCUCGCGGAUAGAUUUUUUCGCCAAAUGCAGUGUAGGUAAACAUUUUUUUAUAUAUAAGUUGGGUAUUGUGCGCACCGAUCAAAUCGGUAUGGGCGAUAAAGCUCUCUCCAAGUGUGUUAUCAUGCUUCAUUUUUUUGUUUCAAUUUGAAAUUUUGGAUCAAGCAGAUAAAGAUUCGUAUCAUCUCAUCAAAGCAUUCUUUGAAAGUGUAGGUUACCAUUUGAUUUCCAAUUUAAUGGAUUGAUCACUUGUAAAGACAAUAUACCAAAAAUUAGGUUAAUAGUUUA